Messenger RNA from Ipomoea nil (Japanese morning glory), 918 nucleotides. Its product is annotated as exopolygalacturonase clone GBGA483-like. The coding region runs from base 92 to 850 and encodes 252 amino acids. The transcript is spliced from 2 exons. Gene Ontology annotation, molecular function: polygalacturonase activity. Gene Ontology annotation, biological process: carbohydrate metabolic process. The record is from RefSeq and is a predicted model, not a curated record. NCBI's taxonomy places the organism in Eukaryota, Viridiplantae, Streptophyta, Magnoliopsida, Solanales, Convolvulaceae.
UAGUUAUGACGGCCAAGGUUCCGCCGCCUGGAAGAUAAACAAUUGUAAGCAGAAUUUCGAUGCUCCCCUUUGUAAAAACCUCCCCAUUAACAUGAACUUGGGUACGUUGACGAACUCGGUGGUGAAAGGAAUAAAGUCUAUGGACAGCAAGUUUUUCCACAUGAAUGUGAUACAAUGCAAGAACCUGACGUUGAAUAAAAUCAAUAUCCAUGCGCCGUCGGACAGCGCAAACACCGACGGAAUCCACAUCGGGCGUUCCGAAGGGGUUACGGAGGACGGUGCCGAAAUUAAGACCGGCGAUGACUGUAUCUCCUUCGGGGAUGGCGCCAAGAAGGUGACCAUCGAAAAUGUGAAGUGCGGCCCAGGCCACGGAAUCAGUAUCGAAAGUUUAGGAAGAUACCCUAACGAACAACCGGUGGAGGACGUGUGCAUCAAACACUGCAAACUCACCAAUACUAUGUUCGGAGUUAGGAUCAAGACGUGGCCGGCAUCUCCAGAGGGCGUCGCCACCGGCAUGCACUUCAAAGAUGUAACGAUGGACAACGUGAGCAACCCAAUUUUGAUCGAUCAGCAAUACUGCCCCUGGAAUCAAUGCAAGGUUGGCGCCCCGUCGAAAGUAAAGAUCAGCGACGUUAGCUUCAAGGACAUAAAGGGGACGUCGGCGACGAAGGUGGCAGUGAAGUUACUAUGCAGCCCUGGAGUACCGUGUGAAAAAGUAGUGAUGUGCGGGGUGAACUUGGAAUACCAUGGAACCAACGGCAGCGCCAUAUCGGAAUGUCACAACGUGAAGCCAACACUCUCUGGCAAAAACGUCCCUCCAAUUUGUGAUGACGCUAAAGCUUCUGCGUAAGCACGUCUCCAAGUAGUAUUAGACUUUAUUUAAUUUGUAAAUAAACAACUUAGAUCUAUCAGUGUGGA